AACAUGGAGGCAGACUUUUCAGAGAUAAGAAGUGAGCUGCAGUCACAGGAUGCUCUCUGGAGAAGGAUACGUCUGAAAUGCCAACAGUUGCAUACAGAAUUAUUGAAAAUCAGAGAGUAUAAAGAUAUGCAGGAAAUUCAAAUAAAGCAUCAGUCAUCUUGUGUACAACCUACUGAGCAACUGGAGUAUAAAAACACUGAGUUAUUACUGUUGGCACAAAGUCAAGAACACCAACAAGAAGAGCUAAACAAGAUAAGAAACCAUUUUUAUCGAGAGAAGCAGUCCCAUCGCUCUGAGCAGGAAAGAAUGAAGACAGAAAUCUCUGACCUAACAGAAGAGCUUCAUCAGAAGGAGAUCACUAUAGCAACUAUCAUGGAGAAAGCUAGUCUUCUGGAAAGACAGUUAAAAAUGGAGUUAGAGAUAAAAGACAAAUUGUUAGCAAAACAACAGUUGCUGGAUUUCCAAUACAAAGUUAUCAAAUCUGAAAACACACAUCUAAAAGAGAUGGUGGAAAACCAGGAGAGUAAAAGUUGCACGAGUAUAGAUUUAUCUAACAAAGAACAUGGAAAUUUCACAGCUUCCAUUCACAAACUGGAACAUGAGAAUGUAAGAGUACAAAAUAGUCUUCUUAAACUACAAAAUUACACAGAAACAUCAAUACUGGGUUGCAUGGAUACAUAUGGAGAAACAGAGCACAGCUACCAAACCCAUGUGAAGAUGCAAGAAAAGGAAGAGAGAACUUUCCAAAAGAAAGAUACACGGGAAAUGGAACAUCAACAGACUGCUAUGUUCACAGCCAAUGGAUACCACAGAAACUGUGGUCCUGCUUUAUAUGGCCAAGGCAAUAUCACUGGUUCAAAAAGUGAUAGCACUUUACCUUCUUAUACACUUGACAGAGGUCAUGAAAAGAAAAUAGAUGGCAGAUCUCCAUCACCACCAAUGAGGUAUCCUUUGGGCUUUGGUGUGCCGUCUCCUGAAGAGGGCAGAACAGACAGUUUACUGAGCCCUGCUUACAAUGCAGAAGAAAUCAAAUUAUCUUCUCCCCCUGAGAUGUCCUUCCUUGCAACAACAGAAAAGUUCCUUCAAGAGGAAGAGAAACAUACAAGAGAGCUUGAAGAACGUUUAAAUUUGCACCUUGAAGAACUGCAAAGACUUUCUGAAAAUACUCUAAAAAAAUAUGCCAGGAUACAGCAAAGCAGGCAUACUUAA
Molecule: messenger RNA, 1209 nt
Organism: Antrostomus carolinensis (chuck-will's-widow)
Lineage: Eukaryota; Metazoa; Chordata; Aves; Caprimulgiformes; Caprimulgidae
Gene: DEUP1
Product: deuterosome assembly protein 1
Exons: 7
Biological process (GO): centriole replication; de novo centriole assembly involved in multi-ciliated epithelial cell differentiation
Cellular component (GO): deuterosome; centriole
Source: RefSeq, a predicted model, not a curated record